Pocillopora damicornis (cauliflower coral) is the source of this 3381-nucleotide messenger RNA. RefSeq lists its product as uncharacterized. The record is from RefSeq and is a predicted model, not a curated record. Lineage: Eukaryota; Metazoa; Cnidaria; Anthozoa; Scleractinia; Pocilloporidae.
ACAGGUUGAAACUGUGCUAAGUUCUAAACAGGGUUAUUCCAUGUGAUUUCAGAUCGUACUCCUCUUCUAAGACGCCAUUUUUUGGAAUUUAAAUUUUACCGUACAGAAAAGUUAUCUAACGUGAAUUAAUAGAAGCCUUUUCAGCUCAAGCAAGACUGCGGUGAAGUUGUUAUGGAGAAAGCGUCUCUGUUUUGCACCGAUGGUCAAUUCCCUGCUUGCAAGAACAUCCCUUGCAUUGAAAGAUAACUUACUGGUAUGGUACAAACAAAAAUUGUAAGCCGUUGGAGGCCUUCAGAUGCUCGAAAUAGCGUGAUAAGUGAUGCUUCAGCAUGGAUGACAGUACUAGUUAGACAUUGUUAGUAACAGGACGUACAUAGUCUUACACAACCACUUCAAGUCAAACCAGAAAGACACUAAUCGCAGAAGAUAUGCUGCAGAAUAACUCAUUUCUUGAGGAUGAGAUCAAAACAGAAGAAGAAACGGAGGAAUCGAGUUCUAAUGAAGAAGAACUUCCUUACGAAAUAAUUGACCGGCCUCAGUCAAAGUUGUGCACCUUUGAUGGUGGGCUACUCAUAGUGUGGGGCUGCGGAGAAUUCGGUCAGCAUGGCCAUGGAUAUUGUGAAGAUGUGCCCAUUACUGAUGCCUUAGUUAGUCCCUUGUGGCUGGGAAAAGACAGAGUGGUGGUUGAAGUGGCCUGUGGAUCAAGUCACACUUUGGUUCUUACUGAUGAUAACAAGGUCUACAGUUGGGGGAACAGUAACAGUGGCCAGUUAGGAGUAGGUAGCACUGAAACCAGUCCACAUCCCCGCCUAGUGCACUUGGGGGUGUCAUCAGGCACUAAGCUGACGGAGAUCUCUUGUGGUACAAGACACAGCUUUGUAUGGACACAAGAUGGAGACUGCUUCAGCUUCGGCAAUAACUAUAGUGGGCAGUUGGGAUAUGAUUUCAGGAAACCUGAUUUCAAAGAAAAUCAGCUCCUACCAGUUUUUGUGGAUACUCUUUUACAACGCUCUGUGUCUCAAGUUGCUUGUGGAGCUCGUCAUUCUGUAUUUUUGUUUACUAAUGGGCAAGUGGCUGCUGUUGGUGUAAACAACAGAGGGCAGAUUGGUUGUGGUGAUACAGUAGAUGUGAUCUGUCCCAAGACUGUGCCUGACUUACAACCAAUUUCUGUAAUUGCUUGUGGCAACAGUCAUAGUAUAGCUGCAGAUGUUCAUGGCAGUGUUCAUGUUUGGGGAUACAGCAAAGCAUGUGGUGCCAAAACAGAUGUCUUGUCCCCUGUGCAUGUGUUUUCAAGCAGUGAAUCAAAUGGAAUCCAGGAUUUAGCUGGUGGUGACUCUCAUUCAAUGAUCCUUACUUCAGAUGGCAUUCUUUACUCCUGGGGUAAUAACUUUGAGGGUCAACUGGGACAUGGAAAGUCUGUGAAGUUUCUCAGCAAUCCAACAAAGUUGAGCUCCAGUUUACUUCCUGGAAUGGUGAUCAGUGUUUCUAUUGGCGAGAACACUUCUGCUGCUGUUACAGAUGAUGGUAAAUUGUACCUGUGGGGCAAAAACGCCAGCCAGAUUAUCCGUAUGGACGAAAGCAGCAGAUUUUUCCAGUUUGAACCGUUUCAUGUCUCUCUGGGAACGUGGAAAGCUUUGAAGGUUUCCUGUGGUUCUUGGCAUGUGGCGUGUAUAGUUUGCCCCAAUCAGAAUAGUAACAAGGUGGUUGCUAAAAUUCCCGAGGAAAUACCUGGAGUAGAAACAAUUGCUGUCCAGAAUGAAGCUGAGGAUAGCUUUGAUGAUGGCUUACUCGUUUUUAAGCGUAAGCAAGAGGCUGACAUGAAACCGAAAGAGAAUUUUACAUGGAGUGACAAGGAAACACUUGCCAGUGAUGAAAUAGGAGUUUCUCAAGAUUCGAUAAACCUUUUGAAUCAGACAAGAACUGAAUCGAACCAGAGGAUUUUAACUGGUUCAGAUAAUACUGAUUCAGAAAGUCACAAUACGGAGCAGAUUGAGCGCUUGUGCAGAGAUAGUUAUAGCAAGGAUUUUAUCGUGGAUGGAGUAGUAUAUGAUGCGGGUAUAAAUAGAAAUGCUAUAGCUGGAGCAGACCUCGAUAAUCCUACAGUUACAAAUAACUUAGAGGAAAAACCUGCUUCCACUCUCGAUACUAAAAAUGAAGAAAUGACUGACCAUGUAAAAAAACUUGUGCACGAGGAAAAACCGGCCACCAGCCCUAAAGUACCACAAUUGUCUGCUUCUGGUGAUCCAGCCAUAAAGGGGAUGAGUGAACGCCUGAGAAAAAAUUUAGAGCUAGGAUUUGUGGAUCGAAGUUCACUUCUGAAGCACCAUUAUCCUUCAAAGACGCGCGAUUUUGUGAUCAAAGAUAAAGUUACAUCGACAAUUAGUGAAGCAUUACACGACGUUAAGCCGCUGUCCGGUGCCUUAACAGAACCGAAAACAAUCUCAUCCACUAAUGAUUUUGAAUCAAAGCAACCAAAAGAGCAAACUGAAAAGAGUUUUGAAUCCAGUGUAGACGAUGAAUUUGAUUACGCUUUUGAAAAAUUCAGCGGAGAACCAAACAGGGUUGAAGCAGUAUGCGAGGACGAAAAAGAGGCAGUCGUCGAGAGUAAAGACGAAAUAAACCGUUUAACACGACCUAGAGCUUGCUCCGAACAGCGUAGUGGUGAAGACGCUUUGGUAUCGGAAGAAAUUAAAACUGCCCUGCGGAGUGGGUCUCUUGACAGUUUGAAGCUUCAUCAUCAACAGGACGAUGCAGCCAAGAAUUUCAAGCCAAGUCGGGUUCGUUACAGUCCUCCUGCUCAUUCACAGAGCCCAGUGGGACAUCUGAACCGAGAAAAAAGGCCAGCUAGAAUGCUACGAUAUACUUCUGUUGACAUGGAAUACCACUUACCUAACCAGCCUGUGCACACAGUGGAGAUUGGUGUCACACCCUACUACCGACCCCGCCCUCCCAUGAAUCGCACUCAAUCCAGUCCCACGCUCUACUCGUCAAACUUAAUCGGGAGUCCUCUGGGUUCUAGGAGGAAAAAUUCCCAGUCGGCGAAGAUUCCAAAACCUCCUACAUCAAGUGUUAACAGUGGCGAGAAUCUCCCGCCCAGACCUCCUGCGCGCGCAAUCAGGCGUCCCCUUGGUCACAGGCCCAUGUUCUCAUCCGGAAACUCUUGGAGGAAGCGGAAGUAAUUUAAGUGUAACGAUUAAGGAGGACUUCAUUGUUAUCUUUUGAACGGAAAAACUAUUUUACUUCAAAGCUCCUUUGCGGUUCCAAUCGUGUCUGUUUUCAACACGUCUUUGAUACUGAAUUUUUUGUGACUCUUUUUUAAACGUGUCUCAAAGCAAUUUUUUAGUACUAUCGCCAUUUCUCUUUUUAACGUCGCAUUUCUUU